AUGCUACCGGGCUUGCUGCUGCUCUGCACACUCCUUUGGGCUCACACGGCGACGGCCAGACCCGCCAGCCAAACCGUCUUCGCCGCCGAUGCCUCGUUCUCCCCGCUCGACGAUUCUCAUCACUCGCCGUCGUUCUCGCCGCUGCUGCCACCUGCAAUCCCGCUAGCAGUCAAGUCACCAUACCUGAACGCCCUCCUUCCCACGGGCGGUGACGCUGGAUCGAAGGGUUGCCUCGCCGGUUCUUGGGCCCGGCACUGGCCCGUCCACUACCCAGGCUCUCUUCGAGACUACCGCCUGUCCUGGGCAGGCUUAAUCCGCAUCGACGGCACGACCUACGAGUUCCUCGGCGCUCCCCUCUCUGACGCGAAGAGCCCGCUCGGUCCAGCUCGAGUCGCCCGUCAGACCGCCUUCGAGUACACUGCGACCAAGUCGGUCUUCUCGUUCGAGGCGGGAAACGUCACGUUCAAGGCGACCUUCCUCUCUCCCGUGACGCCAAACGACCUCGUUCGCCAAUCGCUCCCUUUCUCCUACCUCACUAUCGACGUCGAGCCCGACGCAGCUCGAGACUACACCAUCUCCGUCUAUACCGACAUCUCCGGCGAAUGGGCUUCAGGCGACCCGAACGCCAACCUCACCUGGACCUAUACUUCCGGCUCGGGCGUUGGUGUGCAUGCCGUCUCGCGACGAGAGCAGCUCGUCUUCAGCGAGUUUGCGGAACAGGCGGAGUGGGGCGAGGCGGUCCUCGCGACUGAGCUGCGUCGCGAGACCGUCGGCGGAUCAGGCGAGGCGAACGAGUUGCGCAGGACGUUCGUCAAGCACGGCCGACUCGACGGGACGCACGAUGCCGCCUACCGGAAGAUGGGCGACCGCCAGCCCGUCUUCGGCUUCUCCGUACAAAUCACAUCAACCAGGCCGAGCGCGGUCUUCACGAUCGGGCACGUCCGGCAUCCUUACGUUAACUUCGUCACCCCCGAAGGCCAGAUCCCGCUCGCAGGACUCUGGACGACCCGCUUCUCCCGCCCACUCGACGCCUUCUCCUACUUCCAGUACUCCUUCCCUCGCACCUUCCGCGAAGCCGCACGCUUCGAUGAGCAAGUCCGACGAGACGCCAAGCGCGUCUCAGGCGACAACUACGCUGCGCUGGUCGAGCUCUCGACUCGUCAGGCGUUCGCGACGUUCGAGUUGACGACUGGCGUGACGGAGGACAAGGAGGGCGUAAUGGCUCACAUGAAGGAGAUCUCGAGCAACGGCGACAUGUCGACUAUCGACGUCAUCUUCCCUCUCCACUCGAUCCUGCUCUACACGAACCCGACCCUCCUCGCACUCCUCCUCGAACCGAUACUCAUCUACACCCACUCGGGCUUGUACCCGAAUCGAUGGCCGGUCCACGAUCUCGGGACGUACCCAAACGCAACGGGCUACAAUAGCGGAAACGACGAGCCGAUGCCGGUCGAAGAGGCAGGAAAUAUGCUCUGGAUGGCACUCGCCUACUUCCAGCUCACCGCCGACAAGCCCUGGGUCGAGAAGCAUUACGAGGUCUUCAAGUCCUGGACAACAUUCCUCACCGACGACGGUCUCGUGCCGGCCGAGCAGCUCAGUACGGACGACUUCGCCGGGACGCUCUCGAACCAGACGAAUCUCGCUGUUAAGGCUAUCGUCGGGAUUGGCGCGAUGAGCGAGUUGGCGAAGGGAGUUGGGAGGUGGACAGACAGCAUUCACUAUCGAGCAGUGGCCGAGGCGUACGUGCGCGAGUGGACGGCGCUGGCGAUGACGGAGACGGGCGGAGCUAGACAUGCGAAACUGGCGUACCAGGACGACGGCUCGUGGGGUACUCUUUACAACCUUUUCGGAGAUCGUCUCCUCAACCUCAAGCUGUUCGACCGCCAGCUGUACAAGGACCAGAGUGCUUGGUAUGCCGGCAAGGCGCAGAAGUACGGCGUCCCGCUAGACUCGCGGCAUCUGUGGACGAAGACGGACUGGGAAGUAUUCGCAGCCGCCUCGGCGACCGACAAGAAGGGACGCGAGCUGUUCAUCGACCUCCUCGUCGACUACCUCAAAGCCGGCAAAGUCGAUGCCGCCUUCCCCGACCUCUACGAAACGACUACCGCCAACUUCCCCGGCCGCGACGGACUCGACUGGCCCAUCUAUUUCAUCUCGCGACCCGUCGUCGGCGGACAUUUUGCGCUCCUCGCGCUUGAGAAGGCGAACGGCGCGAACGGCGUCGAGGAAGAUCCGUUUGGCGGAUGA
Molecule: messenger RNA, 2247 nt
Organism: Rhodotorula toruloides NP11
Lineage: Eukaryota; Fungi; Basidiomycota; Microbotryomycetes; Sporidiobolales; Sporidiobolaceae
Product: glutaminase GtaA
Exons: 11
Coding region: 1-2247 (748 amino acids)
Biological process (GO): carbohydrate metabolic process
Source: RefSeq, a predicted model, not a curated record